CAUCCCACUGAUAUAACAACCUUAUUCGGAUAUGAGAUAAAAGCACAAAUACAGAUUUGUAAUUAUCUAUACCCAAAUGUACCUAUGGAGUUGAUCGGUAUGCGGUUUACUCUAUUCGUUCUUUGCGCUGAAAUUGUGCUUUCUUUUGUCCUGGGAUGUCCACAAAAGAGCCACUUGAACGAUACGUUCCCGUUUUCUAAGUCUACCGACAACACGUACACUUUUCAUGUCGCCUACCCGGUGGAGCCUGGAACCUCGGAAAAAUGGUACAUAAGGUUCGAGUUUCACCCGGCGGUUGAUUAUUUUGCGGUUGUGGACCCGUGCGACGGUUACUUGGACAACCAAAGUAACAGAGUUUUCAAGCUUUCAGGAAAACAUAACGGUCGCCUUGGGCUUAGUAUAGCAGCUGAAUGGAGGGGCAAUGCACAGACAGUCAACAUCACUUUGUGUGACAAAUUUUAUUACACUGUCCAUAAUUUAACACAGUUGGAAUUAAAGCCUGUUUCAGAGAAAAAUUAUCAAGGGAAAUGUUUAACUGAAUCGGAUAUUGGCAAUAUGUGGUGGGCAAAGAAUUGUUCAGAAAUAUGUUCCUGUGAAGCAGUAAAGGGAAACAUUGGGACUUUCACAUGCAAUUCAAGGUGUCAGCAGUAUGACGACAUGGCAUCUCUACAAACACCAACACAGUGGAGAGACUGGUGCAACAAAGUGAGGCAAGACAGAUGGGAGCGGGACGGAAAUUAUUACUGUAUCUCAAACUUCUGUAAAAAGAUGAUUCAACUGUCUUCACCAAAAAAUUGAUGAACGACCUCAAGC
This is a messenger RNA of Lingula anatina, 813 nucleotides long. RefSeq lists its product as uncharacterized. NCBI's taxonomy places the organism in Eukaryota, Metazoa, Brachiopoda, Lingulata, Lingulida, Lingulidae. The record is from RefSeq and is a predicted model, not a curated record.